AUGGCUCAGUGGCAGGUGUCCGUUACUUCAUGUGACCUGGAGCUGGGUGAUAAGGUGAUUGUCUCCAGCAGCUCUGGCUCCAAGACGGGCCUACUGCGCUACCUCGGCAAGACCGAAUUCGCCGAGGGGCAGUGGGCGGGCGUGGAGCUGGAGACGCCCUCGGGUAAGAACGACGGCACCGUGGCCGGUAAGCGCUACUUCUCGUGCCGGCCCAACUACGGCCUGUUCGCGCCUGCCCACAAGAUCUCCCGGCCGGCGCGGCGCAGCUCGCAGAAGAUGGGCGUGCACGCGCUGCGCCGUUCCACGUCGCGAGAGUCGCUGCAGUCGGUGGCGAGCCAGGCGUCGCGCGUGUCGGCGCAGGUGCUCAAGGAGAAGGAGGAGCACAUCGAGCAGCUUCUGCGCGAGCGCGACAUGGAACGCUCGGAGGUGGUGCGCGCCGCCAGCCUGGUGGACGACGGUGAGGUGAAGGUGCUGGCGGCGAAGCGGGAGCGCGAGGAGGCGCACGCGCAGCUGCAGAACACGGCCGAGGACGAGCGCCACCGCGCGGAGGAGCUGCAGUUCUCCGCUGAGGAGGCGGCCAUCGUGCGCGCCGAGCUCGAGGCACGGCUGCACGAGGAGGCAGCGCUGCUGCGCAACGAGCUGGCAGAGCAGCGGCGCCAGCUGGAGCAGCAGAGCGCCGCCGGCGAUUCGCGCAGCGAGGAGGCGCGCCGCGAGCAGCGCCGCGCCGAGGACCUGCAGUUCAACGCCGAGGAGCAGUCGCUGCUGCGCGCCGAGCUGGAGGCGCAGCGGGCCGAGGAGAAACCAGCGGCCGAGAGACGCGCCGAUCAGCUGCAGACGCAGCUGGACACGUGGCGCCGUGACGGUGAGCUGCUCAAGGAGCGCGUCACGGCACUGAAGGACUUCGCCGACGGAACAGCAGGAGGACUGGAGAAGCUGAAGCUGGAGCUGGAGUCCGUAACGCAAGACGCUACUGCGAUUCAACAGCAGCAGAAACGGAAGCUGGAGCGGCUGACGGAGGAAUUGGCUUCCAAGGAGGGCAGACGGCGCUGCGUCGAGGCAAAAGUUGGAGAAGGAGCUGGAGCGACUUGA
Pollicipes pollicipes is the source of this 1089-nucleotide messenger RNA. RefSeq names its product CAP-Gly domain-containing linker protein 1-like. Gene Ontology annotation, cellular component: microtubule plus-end; cell cortex; nucleus. Gene Ontology annotation, biological process: cytoplasmic microtubule organization. Bases 1 to 1089 code for a protein of 362 amino acids. Gene Ontology annotation, molecular function: microtubule plus-end binding. The transcript is spliced from 8 exons. The record is from RefSeq and is a predicted model, not a curated record. NCBI's taxonomy places the organism in Eukaryota, Metazoa, Arthropoda, Thecostraca, Pollicipedomorpha, Pollicipedidae.